This is a messenger RNA of Bradysia coprophila, 1424 nucleotides long. Its product is annotated as O-acyltransferase like protein-like. Lineage: Eukaryota; Metazoa; Arthropoda; Insecta; Diptera; Sciaridae. Gene Ontology annotation, molecular function: acyltransferase activity, transferring groups other than amino-acyl groups. The record is from RefSeq and is a predicted model, not a curated record.
UAGUCUCUGUUCGUAUCGAGGAAUACCAAAAUAGAAUGUUGCUCUCCGUUAUCGACUACAUAGCUAUUGUGAUUUUUUCCCUGCUAUUGGGUCUGAUAAUUUCAUCAACAAUCUAUGACCUGUAUAUGGAAAGGAACCUAUGUAGGCCACUGUUCAAUAAAUCAUGGUACAACAGUACAAUCACUUCGAAUCGAUUUUCAGAUGAGCCAACAACUCUCUACCUUGCCUUUUCGUUACAUAGAAAUUAUAGUGAUUUAUUGAAAAUCGAACCACCAUCAUCGAAAACCAUUGAAUGCUUUUACGGUCUUCGAGCGCUGGCGGUAUUCUGGGUGGUUGCGGGUCAUAGAUUGUGGAAGCAUUUUUCGGAAGAACCACUGAAAUACACCGGUCCGUUUUCGGAGUUUGUAACCAAAGUAGUAUGGAAUAACAAAUAUGCUGCCGAAGUGUUUUUUCUAAUGGCUGGCAUAUUAGUCACACUGUCGACUUUAAAAGCACUAGAUGAGAAAAGGGUAAACUUGCUUAAAAUGUACAUUGGUCGAUACGGAAGGUACAUGCCUACUCUAGCUGCAAUACUUCUCUUCAUCAUGAGCUCGUUUCCGGCAUUGCUAGUUGAUGGUUAUUUGAAAAAAUAUUUCGAAUCGAGAACUGAACCUUGUCACAAGUAUUGGUGGAGCAGUUUGUUGCUCGUUCAAACCUACGUCAACCCUACGGCAGUGUGUAUAAGGCCGACAUGGUAUUUGAGUGCAGACUUUCACCUCUUCGUGCUGAGCCCAGCGUUCAUAUUUACGGUGUGGAAGCUCAAAUACAAAGCGUUUUUGCUUUUUGCGACCGUUAUUUUGGCGAAUCAAAUUGGCAUUUUCGUUGCCAGUUACUACGAUACCGUUCCCAACGAUUUAAUUUAUUAUCAAACACAUUUCCGCAUAGGACAGUUUCUUGUCGGAAUUGCUUUGGGUUAUAUCAUGCACGAGCGUAAGGGCAAACACCACAUGCGGAAGAGAACCCAGUGCAUUGGAUGGAUAGUAACAAUACUUGUCUUUGUUUCAAUCGAAGUUAUCCACAAAUUGUAUCAAGAGCAACGAUUCGUGAAAUCGUUAUAUUCAUCCGUUGGUCGUCUUGCAUGGACUGUAUUAACUAGUUGGGCCAUAUUCGUCUGUCAUCAUUUGAAAUCGGGUGGAGUAGUCAAUUGGUGUUUGUCACAUCCAGUCUGGCAACCAAUAGCUAAGAUGAGCAUGAGUAUAUAUCUAAUUCAUGAAGUUUACCAGUCGUUAACCGUUGCGAAUAUGGAAGCCGCGUUAUCGUUGAAUUCGGCGUGGAUGAUCCAUAUUAUUGGCGGUGACAUUAUUGCUUCGAUAGUGUUCGGUGCUGUCGUUUAUUGUGUUAUUGAAGCACCAUCGAUUGUAAUUUUGAAAUGUCUUUUGAAAUAA